Limulus polyphemus (Atlantic horseshoe crab) is the source of this 1653-nucleotide messenger RNA. RefSeq lists its product as uncharacterized. The transcript is spliced from 8 exons. The record is from RefSeq and is a predicted model, not a curated record. The coding region runs from base 157 to 1272 and encodes 371 amino acids. Lineage: Eukaryota; Metazoa; Arthropoda; Merostomata; Xiphosura; Limulidae.
CACACUUUAGUCUUUCAUAGUUGGUUGCCUUUCACACUUAUUCUUCUGACCGAUAUUGGCAUUAAACCAUUUAUCGCGCUAUCAACUCGAUAUUUUUACUUCUGUGACCACGGCAAACAUUCCAAAGACAGUAAGAAUAUCUUAUAAAAAAUUACAAUGGCCAUAUUAAAGUCAUGUUGCUGCUGGAGGUCUGUACGUCAAGGAAGUUUCGCAAGCGCUAUCUUUACUUUGAUAUUCUACUCUGUCAUCGCCAUUACAGGAUCAGUACAUGUAAAUAAUGUUCUUCACUCUCCAGAGCUUCUGGUACUUAGUAUUUUAAUCAUUGUGUUUGCCGGACUCUGUGUUGCGUCAUCAGUAAUUCUUCUCGUUGGAUUGUUUUUGGAUUAUAGAUUGCUGUUACUUCCCUGGGUAUUUUCUGUUACGAUCACAACAUUGAUAAAUAUCAUCUCCUUUUUCUACCUGUUCAAUGACGCGACAAUGGACCCAGCUCAGGGGUUUUUCUUUGCCACUGAUAUUCUAAUAUGUGUACUAAACAUCUAUUGCAUCUUGUGUGUUGUUUCUCAAUACCAAGAAUACUUGUCAGGAAGAGGCCGGACUAACUGUAGAAGUGAAGAGGGGUCUGGUUCAAGACAUUACAACGUGAGAUUUAAUAAUCCUAAUCAAAGAUCUGAGCUUCCGAAAGUUACUAUAAAGAUAAGCGAAAAUGGAACCAAAACGUCAAGUCAAAUUUUACUUCCUUCCAACUCCAUGUCAAAUUCACGAUCGCAGAAGUCAUCAGAACUCACAUCUAUCUCAGAAGAACAUUCUAGCGACUUUCACAGGAGCGUAGAUGACACGAGCUGUGAGGAAUCGGCUGGUCACAUACUAUCAAAAAAUAGUUCUGAGUUGAUUCCGAAUUCGCCAAAGCCAACAGAAAAAGAAAGCGAGUGCAGCAAGAUCAAGAGUGGCUGUAUAAAUCGAUCAAUGUCACUUGGUGGAAAAGUGUCUUCUGUCCUUUCGCCUUCUCAAGACUCCAGUGAAGAUAAGCCACUGAUAAUUUCUGCUUUAGGGAAUAACAGUACACCAUUGCACUCGACAGCUGCUUCUAGGUCAUGUCAACAUGAAUGCAACAGAAAACGAUCGAAGCGUGAAAGUACAACACUUCCUUACAGAUCCUAUACCUGUCCUGUUGGAUUUGAUAAUGUUACUGAUAAGAAGACACUAGCCUUCAAGAAGUUCAAUGACGCUCGACAAAAAAUCAGUAGAUCAUCUAACUAUUCAACAAUGCUGUGAAAGUUUUCAGAUAAUUUUGAACUAGUCAAAUACGACCCUGAGAGAACCGACGUUUUUGAUCGAUUUUGACUUGAUAAACUCCAGUAAAAAAUGUUGUCAUUUAUGUUCUCGAUAUUUCAUUAAACUUUCUCAGUGUCUUUCAGGAGUAAAUCUUUGUAUUAAUUAUAAUUAUUAAUAGUUACACUUUCUUCUAUUAUUCGUAUAGUAUAGCGCUGUUUAUAUAGCCAACAGCUUAAGUCCUCCCUGUUUUCAACAAAUUAUUACUCAAGUUUUUAUGAUAAAAAUAAAUCAUGUGAAUUUAAAAGAGUGAAUGGGCAUAAAAAUACGGUGUAUGUAUAGUUUGGAAUAUCGUAUUUUUUAUAGAAAAGACAAACACCAUAA